Messenger RNA from Galeopterus variegatus (Sunda flying lemur), 1071 nucleotides. It is a transcript of the gene SMKR1, whose product is annotated as small lysine-rich protein 1. The transcript has 3 exons. Lineage: Eukaryota; Metazoa; Chordata; Mammalia; Dermoptera; Cynocephalidae. The record is from RefSeq and is a predicted model, not a curated record. The coding region runs from base 1 to 579 and encodes 192 amino acids.
AUGGAUGCAUCCUUCAAGAUGGAUAGAGACCAGUCAGAAAAGAUGAAGGGCACGAGCCCGGAAGCACUUCACUACUCGAGUUUGGCGCGCAGAGCCCUUGGUAAAGGGCCUCAACCUUUCUCUGCCAUAUUAUCUUCUCUGCUUAAGAAAAACAACAGCCCCACAUCCCACACAGGACCACAGCCUUGCGGAAACCUCCUGCACCUCCUCGAGCUAUGGAUCUGCUUCUCCUUGAGACCCAGCUCAGAAGUACUCCCUGCUUCCCUGUUGCUCCUUAGGCGCCCGGAGCCCUUGGCACCUCACUUUAGGUGCUUUGCCUGUUCUGCUUUGCAAAGCCUUACUCCUCACCUCCCGCUGGGCUGUAGUGUAGAAGUGUGUUUGCCAGGUAAAGAGAAAAGAGGAAAAGGCCAGCGCAAGGCUCGCGGGAAGCAGCAGAAGAAAGCAGAGGUGGACAUCCUGAGCCCCGCGGCCAUGCUGAACCUCUACUACAUCGCGCACAACGUGGCCGACUGCCUGCACCUGCGCGGCUUCCCCUGGCCCGGUGCGCCCAAGGGGAAGAAGGGGAGGAACAAGACUUAGGGGACAGCACCCGCCAGCGCACCUCUGGAACGGAGAACAGAACUUGGGGAAGAGAAAUCAGGAUAACACGACUAUUGCAAGCAAAAUAGAUUUUACCGAAGACAACUUGAUAUGCAGGCUCAGUGUGCUUUUCUGUGGUAGCUAAUGAUUAAGGAAUGCAUUUUACUUCCUCAGCUAAGCCAGCCAGGGUUAGCCACUUGGGUUUUUCAGAAGUUGGGCGGUGGGAGGAGAAUGAGUAAUUCCUACACAGUAUGGUGGAAUUGAUAGUACUUUAAAAAUUAUUAUAACUCUGGGUCAGAAUUAAACCUUGCUCUCAAAGGGAGUUCUAGUUUGCAUGGGUUUUCUUUUGCCAACAGGGGUUUGUUAUUUGGAGAAGUCACAGCAGAAAGCACAGGAUUUCCUUAUGAACAUUCCUUAAUUGGGCACUAUUUCCUUUUUUUCUUUUUUUUCUUUUGUUUUAAACGGAAAAUAAUAAAUAUUUUUUUUCUAUAA